This is a messenger RNA of Cyphellophora europaea CBS 101466, 1041 nucleotides long. RefSeq lists its product as uncharacterized. The coding region runs from base 1 to 1041 and encodes 346 amino acids. NCBI's taxonomy places the organism in Eukaryota, Fungi, Ascomycota, Eurotiomycetes, Chaetothyriales, Cyphellophoraceae. The record is from RefSeq and is a predicted model, not a curated record. The transcript has 3 exons.
AUGAACAUCGUUGUACCUUAUGGUCAGCACUCUGAUCUCAUGCAACUGCCAUCCGCGACGACUCCUGCGCGGCGGCCUCAGCAGGGUGCCCACGCUCCUUCUCCCGCUCCAGAGCGCUUGCAUACUCCCGUGGUAACCCCCAAGGAAGACUCACCUAGACCCGCCGUUCGCCGGUCUCGCACCAAGCGCAAAGCGACUCCCAUUCUUGUUUUUGACGAUCCCAAUGACGAGGACUACGAAGAAAGCCCCAAGAAGAAACCGCGCAAGACGUACAUCUACGACAGCGAGGGCGCGAUAGAUGCUGAAAUCGGAUCAAGCUCGUCGGAAGACGUCAAGCUGGCUCCGGAGCGGAAGCACCAAAGGAAGCUGAAGUACACGAAGGUCUCCCGCAAGUCUCCAUCCAAUACUCCUGCUCCCAGAAAGUGUGGCACAUCCGACGCGAGACGCAAGUCCGAGCAGGCAAGCAAUCUCCUCAAGCGCAAGGGCAAAGGCCGUCCCAUUCCAAAACACGUCGAGGACUGCGACGAAGCGGACCUUAUGAUGUGGCAGUGGAAGCAGAAUGGAAGAUCUUGGAAAGAGAUUCGUGCCGAGCACAUCCGCAUCGUUGGCGUGGAGCCUGGGAGAAGCAGCUUGUCUGUCCGUUUGGCCAAGAUGGAGGACAAUUUCAUUGACAACGGCUGUGCAAACGAUCUCAUGCUCCUCAAAUACAAGGAACAAGUCGAGAACGAGCUCGAAGUGCUCAAGUGGCAGAAGAUCUCAGCUAAGAUGAAGAAGGAGGCGGCCGUCGACAUGAGUGCUGAAGCCAUCCGCAAGCGCUACCAGCUGCUCAAGGAAAGUGGCUGGAGGGUCGGCUCCAAGUUGCUCGACAAAGACGGGCAUAAAGCCGAGGCAGAGGAUGAGAGCAAGCAUUCACUGGCCGACUCUAACGAACAUCCUCGUGGAAUCGGCCCCGAUGGCGAGGGUGUGUCGGUGGAUGAAAAGCCGCACCGCACAAGCCUGGUCGACUACAGCAGUGACGAAGACAAUGGCUACGGUGGUUGA